CCAUAAACAAGUUCAGUAUUGACAGUGACCGUAUCGAAACAUGCGUCAAAGACUUAAUUUCCUCUUAAAUUACCCGUUUAUUCCAAUAAAUGUCUGUGUACAACUCCAAACGCUAGCGUUCUCGAAGUCAUUAAACUGUUGACCAAAGUGAUGGCUCUAUUAUCAUCACAAAGGAUUAAGUGAUCAAACUACCAGCAAAUUACAUCACUUCAAAGUCAUCCCAUCCCCAGGUUCUAUUGUUUGAGUUUAGGCUUCUGAAUGUUAUACCAAAGACAAAAGAGGUGUAACUUUGCCCCCCUGAUUAGGAGCGGAGGGUUAAAUAGAGUUAGACCGACCGGGUUGGGUCAUAAUAUAUCAAAUUUUAGUAAAAUGCGGAAGGAACUUUUUUGCUUGGUCGCGGUGCUGGCCGUGGCGUGGUCGAAGCCCACAGAGACGCAAUGCGACGUCAACGAGGUCCACGCCGUUUUGGGCACACCGCGGAUGGUUGAGGAGAGCUCAAAUUCCCCAAUGAUUCCCGACUUUGAUCUUUCAAUAAGUGACGUCGACGAGGGAUUCCUACCAGAGAUCGAAUAUGCAGUCAAUCUUAAAAGCAACCCCGACCUCUUUGAGGAGUUCGUGGUCACUGCACACAACCUCGAUCCCGACUGCGUCCACGGUACGAUGAUCGACAAAUACGACAUCGGAACGCCAGAUGAAGACUGCCCUCAUGUGAUCAGAAACGCAAUAGUUACGGACAUGCGCAGAGUGUCAUUUAGCUGGAAGGCGCCCCAGUGCGGCUGUGUAACUUUAAGAGCUACGGUCAAGUCAGGUGAUCACGUGUAUUCUGAUUCUUCAUCGGAGAAGGGCGCCCUCACGACAGAAGUUUGUUUGCUUGGAAUGAUCAAGUCAGAUGAAGAAGAGGAGAUGGGGGAGGAUGAAUCAAUGGAGGAAGAGCCAUUAUAUGACGAUGAACUAUAUGGGAAUAUUGAACGACUAUGUGAAGAGGGAAAUUUCAGAGGACCUGUUCUCCCUUCAGUCAUUACUGAGUGCUGUCAGCUACCCGUGCAUCAACGGAGAAUGUGCCUGGUACGACUCAUCCCCGGCGAGGAAAAUGACAUGCACAGGUUGGAUACCUUCUGUUCCAAGAUGGCAGGGAAUUUCUUCGAGGGUCACCCGGUCCUGGCCACCGCAGAGGGCGUUCGACGAUGCUGCGAACUGACUAGCGAUUCCGAUCGCAUGCUUUGCCUGAGCGAGGAGAAAAGGACGCACUAUGACGAAAUCUGUGGUUUGAGUGUGACAAGGGUAAACGGCACAAUGGAUCGUUUGCCGGGUCGUAACUGUUGUAGACUUCAGGGUGAUCUCAGGUACAAUUGCAUGGAGAAAAAGGCGCUGAGGGAAAACCAAAAGAGACGACUGGAAGAGAAGCGCACCCUGAAGCGCAAAAUGGAGAAAGUCAAACGUCUUUGCAAUGCUGUUGAUAAAACACCAGAAGGUGACAGGGACGUUGAGGAUUACCAGACCUGCUGCAUGGUAGAUGACGUGGACGACGCUCUUGCUUGCUUCAGAGAAACAGAAAGGAACAACUUCGAUAGUUUAUGCAAGAAGCAAGCUUCACGAUUCGAAAACGGCAAGAAGGAAAGGGUUCAUCCAUGCUGCAGUUCGGAAGAUGAAGCAAGGUAUGAAUGCUUCCUGGUCAAACGAUCCACCAACCAGCAAAUGAAAAAUAACUCCACAAGAAGACCUGAAGCGAACACACAAAGCCGAGGUUCAUGGAUGCAGAGAAUGUGCACUAAACUUCGAAAAGAAGGUGCCGACGAAACGCUAAUCACCUGUUGUAAACAAUCAACAUUUCUCGAUAAGAAAAGAUGCAUGGAUAAGAGACAAAAUGCUGUUUUAGCACAAAUUUGCAACAACACUAACGUUGACGUAUCAUACGUUAUUGUUGAGGGAGAGAACUUCAACGCCGCCAAGACUAACCUUCAUCCCGAACACGAGUGCUGUAUGCUUGGUGGAGAAGAGCGGAUCUCUUGCAUCAGAACAAUGAGGAUUUCCCUUUCGAAGCUUAGACGCCAGAAAGCACCCGAAAAGUCUGUUCAGGAUGAGGCACCACGCGAAAAAAAGGGUCAACGUUGGAUGAAAGAAGAAAUCCGACAGAACGAGGCCAUUUGCACUGCUGUGAGGGAAGAUGUUGAUUUGAUAGACGAGCAGGUAGUCCGUUGCUGCGAGGAAGACGGGGAAGGUCAAAGAGAAUGUUUAGCUGCGCUCCGUAGGAACCACUUUACGGCGGUCUGCAACACUGAUGAGCUUUUCCAGAUAGACAUUUUUAAUACCAUUGUGCGUACAGAAGACCCGAUCAAUGCAGAGCACAGGUGCUGCAUGAGACAGAAUGCCGACAUCAGAGCCGCCUGCUUCUCACGAGUAGAUAGGCAGGUUGCUAUGCUCUCGUUCAGUCCCCCGAUCAUUGAAAAAGUCCAAAACAUAAGGGAAGAUCUUCUCGAUAUUGCAGAGGUUAACAGACUAACCAAUGUCUGUGACGAACUGAAAACGGCGCCAUCGUCAGAACUUAGGGGGCGGUGGCCGAUGAAGAAGUGUUGUCGAUUCAAGAACGACCGGAAGUUUCCUUGUAUCAGGGAUACCGCGAAACGACUAGCUGAUCAAUCAUGCGAUGGCCCUCCUCCUAGAGUGUACUUCCCCGUAGGGUUCUACGGAGAAUAUAUUCCUGAUGAUUUCGAAGGUCCUUUUCUUGAUCCUUCACACCCAUGUUGCUCUCUGGCCGGUGACAUGCGACAUGAAUGCAUCAAGGAAAAUAGCAUGGCUGUUCUUGGAUUGAGAAUACCAAUCACCCAGGCCAUGCCUAUGGUGGAGUUUUUCAAAGAAAUGCCACCUGAGAUGCGUUUUGAUAUCGAUCAUCAAAAUGCCAUAUGCCAGGCUGCAGAAGAUUUCAAAAUCCUCUAUGCUGAUCCUGAAGCCAAUCUUGAUGUAGAUCUCAACCAACUCACGGGAAUCCAGGCUGAAUUACAAGAACUUCAAGACCUCUUGGCAGAAGAAAUAAUGGAUGAAGAAGAGGAUGAAGACGAUGAACAUGGAAUGCAUGGAGACAUGAUGCAGGAGUUGAUGGAACAGAAUGAAGAAGAAGAAGAGGAGGAUGAGGAAGAGGAAGAAGAAGAUCGGAGACGGAAAAGAAGGCAUUCUGAUAAGUAUAGGAGACCUACGGCCAAGAAGGUGCGCCAGUCUUAUGGGAGAACUAUUUAUGAGGUCGACAGUCUGGUUCAUUGCUGCGAAGAAAAUUCUGUAACACAAGCAAGUUCUUGCAUGACCAACGCGUGGUUGCAACUGUUGAAUGAUGCGUGUUUUGCCCUUCCUGAUAAUUCCCAAGGUUCCUCUGCGGGGUCCGUUGGUCUAGAUUCUGUUUCAGAAAGUGCACAACCUAGUAAUAAUGUGCGCGCCCCAGCACCAAUCAAAUUUGGCGGGCGAGGAGACAUUGAAACAAGUAUGUCAAUUACGGACUCUACAAUGGAAUCAAAUACUGAUGAAGAAAACUUCAGAAAGUGUUGCGGUCUCUAUGGGGAUGCUCAACUCGAAUGCUUUCAAAUUCACUUUAGCCCUGACGCCCCAAGUUCGCAAAUAGAAAAUGAAGGAUCUUCAAAUCCAUCAACAGGGGAUAGUCCAUCAGUAGGGAUUUUAUCAGAGAGUGAAGGGUCUGAAAGUGAAGGUUCGGAGGGAGAAGAAUCAGAAGGAGAGGAGGAUGAAGAAGGAGAAGAAUUUGAAUCAGGAGGGGAAGAUAACGACAGUUUACAAGGAGCAGAAGAGCCACAAGAACAGACAGGAAAUGAAAUGAUGGAGACCGAUUUUGAAGAAGAGGAGGAGGAAGAAGAAGGGGAGGAAGAAGAAGAAGAGGAAGAAGAAGACAUGGAAGGAUCGGUACCACAGGGGGUGAUGGAAAACGAGGGGGAGCAAUCUGAAUCAAACGUCCAAGAUUUUGAAGAAGGCGACAGCUCUGAAUCUUCACAAGGAGAAGAAGAGCCACAAGAACAGACAGGAAAUGAAAUGAUGGAGACCGAUUUUGAAGAAGAGGAGGAGGAAGAAGAAGAAGGGGAGGAAGAAGAAGAAGACAUGGAAGGAUCGGUACCACAGGGGGUGAUGGAAAACGAGGGGGAGCAAUCUGAAUCAAACGUCCAAGAAUUUGAAGAAGGCGACGACUCUGAAUCUUCACAAGGAGAAGAAGAAGAAGAAGUACCGGAGGAAGACUCGAUGCCAGCGCUACUGGUGGAUGGUGGUUCUGAAGGUGUUUCUGAAUCAGAAUCAUCUGACGGAUCGGAAGAUGAAGAAGCCAACGAAGACACAGGGGGAGGAUGGUGGGGUGGCUGGUGGACCGGGGACAAUAACCCACAAGAGCAAGAACAAUUAGAAGAAGAAAAUGAAGAUAUGGAAGGAUCAGUUCCACAGGAAGUGAUGGAAGUCCAGGAAGAGCAAUCCGAAUCAAACGUCCCAGAAUCUGAAGGAGAACAAUCUGAAUCUUCACAGGGAGAAGAAGAAGAGGAGGAAGAAGAGGAAGAUUCGGUGCCAGUGCAACUGGAAGAAACUGAUCGUGAAGGGGAGGGAUCACCGUCAGAGGAAGAUAGUGGUUAUGAAUCAGAGUCAUCUGACGGAUCGGAAUCAGAGUCAUCUGACGGAUCGAAAUCAGAGUCAUCUGACGGAUCGGAAUCAGAAUCAUCUGACGGAUCGGAAUCAGAGUCAUCUGACGGAUCGGAAUCAGAGUCAUCUGACGGAUCGGAAUCAGAAUCAUCUGACGGAUCGGAAUCAGAGUCAUCUGACGGAUCGGAAUCAGAGUCAUCUGACGGAUCGGAAUCAGAAUCAUCUGACGGAUCGGAAUCAGAAUCAUCUGACGGAUCGGAAUCAGAGUCAUCUGACGGAUCGGAAGAUGCAGAAGAAAUCGAUGUAAAAGCUAACGAAGACACAGGGGGAUGGUGGGGCGGCUGGUGGUCCGGAAACAAGAAACCCCAAGAGCAAGAACAAUUAGAAGAACCAGAAGAAGAUCGGAGAAAAAAAAGGGAUAUUUGGAGUUGGAUGCUGCUGGAUGGAGAAGAAUCAGAACAGAUGGAAAGCGAAGGGCAGGAAUCUGAAGGUCAAGAAUCUGAGGGCAAUGCUGAACCACAAGAACAAAAUGCUGACGCAGAAGAGGAAGAAGAAGAAGAAGAGGAGGAGGACGAAGAAGACGAGGAUUCUAGGCGAAAGAGGAGCGCUUGGAAUUUUAUGGAUGGUGAAGAGUCAGAAGGACAGGAUGGAGAACACGGUGCCCAAGAACAAGUAGAGAGUGAAGGACAGGAGUCUGAAGCAGAACAGGAUGGAGGAUGGUGGUGGAAUUGGUGGACAGACAACAAUGAACCACAGACACAAGAACAACAAGGUGAAACAGAAGAAGAGGAUGAUGAGGAAGACGAAGAUUCAAGAAGACGGAGGGAGAUUAUGAGUGACAUGGGAUUCCCGAGAGGUGAGUACAAGCAAAGGAAGACUUGGCUAGGAAACAAUCACCUAGAAACGGCCAUGCACAACACCCUAGGUAGCUCCAAAAGAAACCGACACGGAAGUAAGCUUGGGAAGCUGUUUCUUCUGAAACUUCUGUUCAAGAAUGAGAUGGUUGAGGGCCUUUGUCCUGCUGUUGAGGCUGCGGAUGAUAUUCAUAACCUCAUUAGUAGACUUUCCGAUCUAAUUGAACCGGAGGUCAGUGUGGAAAGGAGGGAGCGGUUUCGAGGAAGCAAUGCCAUUCUUCAGGAACUUAAGGCAUGUUGCGCCCUCAACGUCACAGAAGAGAAGGUAGAAUGCAUCUCUGGAAUGACACAAUCUAUCGUAGAUGGGAUAUGCGACAUUCAGGAGAAAGGAUUCAGACCACGCCCAGAUACAUGGGGAAAGAAAAAUAUGCCCCCUGAAUGCUGCAAUGUGACGGACGGCGAACGAUAUUCCUGCGCCAGAGAGUAUCUAGUCCCUACAGAUGAGCUGCAGGUAAUGAUUGACGAAGCCGAGAGCGAAACAAAACCCGCUGGUAUACUCCAAGCUAUUGGAAACGCUCUCGGCAGGGUUCUAAAUCUUGAUGAGGAUGAAACUAGCAGUGAGAUCGAUGAUCACGAGACAGCUGCCACCAAUACGACGUCGGUCGAGAUCUCGCCAUGGGAUAACGUGCGAGUUAAAAUGAUGUCGAAGAUGUGCUGCCAAGUCGGUAGCUUGACGGGCGCCCUCUUGGGUGAAAGUGGAGCAGUUACGUGUGAAAGUGGAGCAGAAGUUUACUCCCAAAUUGUUGAAGAAUCGAUGAAAAGCAAAUGCAUUGCUGCUUAUACCAAGUGCUGUAGUAGCCGGCCUGCCUAAUAAAACAGUCACAGUGAAGUAGCAAAAUUAAAAAUGUGAAUUUCAUAAAAGUUACUUUUUCGAGAUGUUCAAGUAUUUGUUUUUAAAAGUAUUCACAAUAACUGAUUAAAGUAUGGAAAAUCGCAUGACAUCACAUGUUAGUGGCUUUCUAAAACGGCUCAAUUUAGUCUUAUUUCACUGGAGUAAAAUUUGACUCGAAAUGGGGUCAGCCUGGAAUCAACUAGUUUCCUAGUCAAAAUGACUCUGCUUUGAGAUUAUCUCAGACAUUCAGAUAAUUAAAUCAACUAAAAUUUCCUAUUUUCUGAAUCGACGUAACUGGAGGAACUAUUCGCUUUGACUAGUUUAGUGAUGACUGUCAUCCAAAGUGAGUUAAAUCGACUAAGCAGAAAAAAGUCGCAGUGAUUAAUUCUAAACUUCACUCAUGGUUGUAAAGAAAAUUAUUUUUAAAAAGAGGAAGAAGAAGAAGAAGACGGGGGAAAAUAAGAAGGAGGAGGAGGGGGAGGGGGAGGAGGAGAAUAAUAAGAAGAAUGAAAAUAAUAUAAAUAUAGAUUACUCACCAGUAAGUAAAUAUAGACCAUUAUAAUGUUUAAAGUGUAACAGAGUUUUAGUCGUGGUCAUAUUUGAAAAGAAGAAAAAAAAAGAAAGAGAUCACAAUCGUCCAUUUCUUUGAAAUCUAUUUCUUUGAAGAGAUGCUUUUGUGGCUUCAAAAAAAAACACCCACUAGUGAGGUUGAUAUAGUCUCGUGUAGUUAAAGUGAAUGAUGAUCAUUCCUUUUGUCAAUAUUAAAACAUAGCGCUUUUUUUAUCGGAAAUAUGAUUGAAUAUUGACCCAGAUACCUAAAGAGUUACAAUAAAGGAGAAUAACUGUUCAUUAUGCGAAAUAUAUAUCGUCUAAUUGUGUUUAAGGUACUGUCAUAGAAUAUUGAAUGGAGCUAUCUUGCUAUACCAUAUAAUCCAUAUAUACAAAUAACAAUGUAUACAUUUCUAUAUGGAUUUCAUAAUUAAAACAGUCGUUACGUGUACGAUUUUUUUAUUAAAAUUAAGAACAUGA
Molecule: messenger RNA, 7389 nt
Organism: Lytechinus pictus (painted urchin)
Lineage: Eukaryota; Metazoa; Echinodermata; Echinoidea; Temnopleuroida; Toxopneustidae
Exons: 11
Coding region: 259-6339 (2026 amino acids)
Source: RefSeq, a predicted model, not a curated record